AUGUUCUUCUCCGCCAGGCUUGCACAGAGAUACGCCGGAAAGAGUGGCUUCGGCUUCGGUGGCAACAACAGACCUUUCAUCCCAAUCGGUAAAUCCGCUGUAUUCGCCUUGUCCUUGUCUGGCUUCUCUGUCGUUGCUGCUUCUCAGAUCACCAACUGGCAGACUGAUCACCUAGAAAAGCAGAGCAGUAAUUGGUUAGGUAUCACUUCUGGCCGCUUGAAGACUAUCAAGGAGAUGAAUCUGGCUAGUAAGCUCCAGGCAGGUCUGGAUAAAAUACACUCAAUGCCUGAAACCGUACAGCGUGUUUACAUUCUGGCAAGCGAGAACUUACUCGCAAUGACUGAUGGUCAGCGAAGUGUUGCUGCUAUAAUCGCUCUCAACACGGUAGUCUUUGCUGGAUGGCAGAUUCCCCAUCCAGCUGUACAAAGAUAUAUGGCGCGCCAUUUCCUCCACUCGUACAACUCACCUCUUCAUACCAUGCUUACGAGUGUAUUUAGCCACAGAAGCAUAGCUCAUUUGGGCUUCAACAUGCUCGCUCUUUACUCGUUUGGUCCCCUCAGCUUCAAGUUCCUCGAACGACAGCAGCACGCGGAUACAGUCGAAGGGACGGCAGUGUUUAAGUGGCUCUCACUGUAUCUCUCGGCGGGAUGCAUGUCGAAUCUCGCAUCUAUCAGUGCUACCAAGUAUCUGCAGCGCUCUCUAAUGCCGUCUUUAGGUGCCUCAGGUGCAGUUUACUCGACACUAGUGAUGAGUGCGUACAGCAACCCAGACAUCAAAGUCAAUUUAAUCUUCCUGCCAUUCUUCGGUUUUCCUAUCUCCACCGGUGUAAUGGCUAUGGUAGGUUUCGACGUCGCUGGCCUGCUCGCUGGAUGGAAGCUGCUCGAUCACGCCGCUCACCUCGGUGGUGCUGCUUUCGGUGCUUUUGGAUGCUAUUAUUUCAACGACAUCUUUAAUAGGACUAGAAAUAUUGUAAAGUUGGAUAUACAAACUGCGUAA
Molecule: messenger RNA, 996 nt
Organism: Wallemia ichthyophaga EXF-994
Lineage: Eukaryota; Fungi; Basidiomycota; Wallemiomycetes; Wallemiales; Wallemiaceae
Exons: 3
Coding region: 1-996 (331 amino acids)
Cellular component (GO): membrane
Molecular function (GO): serine-type endopeptidase activity
Source: RefSeq, a predicted model, not a curated record